Messenger RNA from Fonsecaea pedrosoi CBS 271.37, 426 nucleotides. RefSeq lists its product as uncharacterized. The transcript has a single exon. Bases 1 to 426 code for a protein of 141 amino acids. The record is from RefSeq and is a predicted model, not a curated record. Lineage: Eukaryota; Fungi; Ascomycota; Eurotiomycetes; Chaetothyriales; Herpotrichiellaceae.
AUGUCUUCAUCAUCUGGAAAGGCUCAAUACUUCCAGACCCCAGGUCCCUGGGGCACGGAAGCCCAAACAGCUGGCUACUCCCAGUCAGUCAGCUUCCCAGCCAAUGGGCGUAUCGCGGUCACAGCAGGACAGCCUGGCAUUGACCUCAAGACCGGAAAGCUGGUCACUUCUUCGCUGGAGGACCAAAUUGAGGCGGCCUUCGACACCGUUGACAGUGCAUUGGUGGCUGCGGGUGCUUCGGGUGGACUGGCGACCGCUCACAAAAUGACCAUCUUCUACCUCGAUAUCAGAAAUGAGCCGAUUCUCAUGAACAUCUUCCGGAGGAGGUAUCCCAACACCAGACCGGCCCUGCUUGCGAUCGGAACGCCGACUUUAGCGAUAUCCGGCAUGCAUGUGGAAAUCCAGGCGGAGGCUGUUGUCGGUUGA